AUGAAGAGAGGAGAUGCUAUCACUAUUGCAGAUGUAAUUCAACAAUGGGAUGAUAUUGAGCAGGAUUCUCAGGCUAUCACUAUCCCACUGCAGCAGGUAUUCCCCUCCCGAAAAGGGUCCCACUAUAUCCAUAUUCGCUAUCCAGAUGGGGUCCCCCCACCCCCAUCUACGCAGGGCGUGCAGGCUGCGGUGGAUGAGGUGGUGCAGGCCUGGGAGCAGGCCCAGGCCCGGGCCAAGGCUGAUCAGGCCAUCCAGGCCAGCCAGUUAACUGACGCGAACCCCUGGCUGCGCAUGACAAGGUGGGCUGACUAUCUGCAGGGCAUCCAGGCCCAUGACCUGCUAGCCUGCGUGGCAGCCCCGGAGGAAGACCCCAUGGAUGCCACGGAGCAGGGGUUGCAGGUGAUCUGGGACACCAUGGAGCAGGUGGCCCGGAAGAGCCAGCAGACAGUCCAGCAAUGUGGCCAGGCCAUCUGGAUGGAAGCUGUCCGGUCCGAAAAGGGGCAGACCCCGUACCGGCCCCUGCUAGUAUAUAUGGAUGAGACAGCAAUCAAGAAGCACGUGCAGCCAUGGCAGCAGAUAUUAGCAUUCAUUACCCGGACCCAGGCCCCGCACGAUUGGGCCAGCCCCCGAUAUGGGAUGACUGCCCGGCAGCGCCAGAAAUAG
Molecule: messenger RNA, 663 nt
Organism: Aspergillus fischeri NRRL 181
Lineage: Eukaryota; Fungi; Ascomycota; Eurotiomycetes; Eurotiales; Aspergillaceae
Exons: 2
Coding region: 1-663 (220 amino acids)
Source: RefSeq, a predicted model, not a curated record